This is a messenger RNA of Fibroporia radiculosa, 2727 nucleotides long. RefSeq lists its product as uncharacterized. The coding region runs from base 1 to 2727 and encodes 908 amino acids. Gene Ontology annotation, biological process: tRNA 5'-leader removal. NCBI's taxonomy places the organism in Eukaryota, Fungi, Basidiomycota, Agaricomycetes, Polyporales, Fibroporiaceae. The record is from RefSeq and is a predicted model, not a curated record. The transcript has 11 exons. Gene Ontology annotation, cellular component: ribonuclease MRP complex; nucleolar ribonuclease P complex.
AUGCCUCCGAAACGUAAGAAUGGUUCCGAGGCAGGAUAUGAGGAGCCCACUGCUCGCGAGAGGAAGAAACAGAAGACAGCUAUUGCGCGUACUAUAGCAGUACAGCCCGACACAUCGGCAGCGAAGAACACAAGCAACGCAGUGGCAGGCUCGUCGAAAUCUGUGAGAUUUGAUAGUAUGCAAGGAUUGCCGGGGUCAUUGGAUGUUGAGAGAUUUGCAGAAGCUCGUGCAUUCGAGAUCAACGCUAUGCACCAAGCAAUGCAAAAUGCACGGGCGAGUUCUACUCAGCGAGCCUGGCAACAACUUCCUCGUCAUCUACGUCGCAGGGCCGCCAGCCAUGACGUCCGCCGUGUGCCGCUCCGACUGCGAGACAAGGCCCGCGCAGAAAUGGACCCGAUGCGCCGUAAGGCGUUAGGACGCUCAAUGCCCAAGCAGGGAAGUGCGAAACGCGUUAAAAGGACUCUGCAAUUGCUUCGACGACAACGUGAUAAGACGUGGCUCGAAACUCACAUUUGGCACGCAAAGCGCAUGAAGAUGGAAAAUAUGUGGGGUUAUCGAUUAGCUAUUGAGCCAACGGAGAAAUCUUUCCGGCCGUCUCAUAGGGCCUCCGUCCAUGGCUCAAUUCUGCAUGACGCAUCGUACUUCGCUCUCGUUGAGCUGAGGGGCCCUGAGGACAUUAUCCGCGCAAUUCUUGAUGCUUGUUGUGAUUGUCAAGGUCCAAGCGCGGGGGCAAAAAGGUCCUUGUUUAUCUCCAAUGCCAAUGGAAGAGCCUCUGACCAGUUUGCUAGGUUCCUCGCGGGGGCACGGGCCUAUGAAACGCACAUAUACAGUUACGGGUCGUACCCAUUUGGUCUCAUCUCUCCUGUCAGCAUCAUCUGGCGCCCGGUAUGCCGUCUGAAUGAAGCUACGUCACAGCCGGAAUUUCUCGAGUCUGCUCCAACUGAUGCACCGAGCAAGCGCAAGAGGAAAGGCAAGGGUAAGGGUAAAGAGAAAGAGCGCAAUGAGCCAUUGUUGGCUCGGACUGUGUGGCUGCGUGUGCAUCCAUCCGUUAUUGUCGAGGUACAUCAAACUUUGCGGACGGCCGCUUCCUUUGCUUUGGAAUCAGCCAAAGAGGCUGGCAGGGAGGAAUUGGAAAUCGAGAUCACCGACCUGAGGGAACAUGUCAACGCGUUUGAAAUCACUGGUCCCAAAGCUAAUCAAAUUCUCAAAGGGGCCUUAAGGCCUGUGAAGGACAGUCAAAGGACGGAAUUUAACGCGGUCUGCGCUCUUAUUGGCAAUGAUUCUUCUCCGUAUUCUGAUCAGAUUACAGUUUUGGAACUCAUUGAGCCAAAUUCAAACAACGGGCUCACUUCCACGGGACAUGAUAAUAGGUUUUACAGUUCACGAUCCACGUCUAAGGUGAACUGCGUGAUUUUGCACCACAGCAUUUCUCUCUUUGUAUCUGUCUUUAAGCUCACCGACAACUACAGCUUUCCACCUAAGAAUGCUAAGAUUGAGUACGGGUCCGAUGCCCCUUUAUCAUCGCCGCCCAAUCUUUUCCCCUCUGCUGCACUCGCACAAUGCGAAAUCUGGGACGAAUCUAUUCGAGACGGUCUGCGAAAGCCUCGGUAUAAGAAGAAAGACAUUGAUCAGCGAAGAUCCAAAAACUUGGUCCCCGGGACGGAGCUGCACGCGGUCCACAAAGACGAUCGGAUUCCUGUAUUGCUCAUUCAGCGUUCGAUUGAAGGCUCAUCCUCAUCUCCAACAUUCUCCGGCGAGCGCACAGGCAAUUCUCCUUCUCUGCACGGAUGGACGUUGAUAAUUCCCUCUGGUUGGGCUAUGCCGUUUUUCUCGUCGCUCAUCUACACCGGUACCCGCGUCGGCGGCCAACGCGAGCGUCAGACGCAGGUUUUCGAGGGUGGCGGUGCAUACUUUCCUCGCGACUACCCGAGCACGGAGACGUAUGCCGAAUAUGCUGACGGGAGAGAGGUGGUGGAACACAGUAGGUGGGAACGGAAACCUCCAGCGAAGCGGACAAACUUCGAGAAACUGGGGACGAGGAGUCCAUGGAAGCCCGAUUGGGAAGUUGUGUUAGGCUUGCAGGCACCGUCGAGGCCUCCGCCCAGUGAUGAAUUGAUCAGCGCGCAAAGAGAAGAUGUUCCAAUGGAGACAGACAAUGCCUCAGUUUCAACGACAAAGAAGGACCAUAUGUGGUUGCUGCGAGGCGCAAACGUUGCGGCCAUCCUGCAGAAUGUCUCUUCGAUGUUCAAUCCUGCCGCUGGUCUGUUAGAUCAUAUGAGUCAGCUGCGAAUGAAGCGUGGGCAGAACCCCCUGGAUAGCCGCAUACGCGCGGAUGAUCUGUGGAAGAGUGCGCUCAUUCUGGUCAAUGUGCUCCUAUGCGGGAGGGGCAACCCAGAAGACUUGGCCGUGAUCUACCGUUUGGACGACGUUGAGGCUAAGAAAUGGUAUGACGCAGAGAGAAUCAGAAAAAUGGGAGCUGGAUUGCAGCAGGAAGAGGAGAAUGAGCAUGAGCUCUCCAAGUUGGCCCCAUCGCAAGACGCAAUCAUAGGCUAUGUCACAACCGGUCAUUACUCGCUGUCUCGGGGAGAAGGGCACGCCAUUGGCGCCAUUCCCGUGCGUCGGCUUUUUGAGCUUAGACAGCAAGCCGAGAGGCUCCGCGUGGGUCCUUCGUUGCUAGUCAAAGUUAGGGAUCGAGGGGACACCACGUUCCGGAGAAACCCUUCUUAA